Geodia barretti is the source of this 1602-nucleotide messenger RNA. NCBI's taxonomy places the organism in Eukaryota, Metazoa, Porifera, Demospongiae, Tetractinellida, Geodiidae. The record is from the annotation of a GenBank genome assembly.
GCAGUAACGUAGCUAGUUGUAGUGUCGUCUCUUCCAAGAAAGUGUAGGCUGUAGUCAGGUAGCGAGAGAGAGUCGGUAGUCGGAGAGAGUGGCCAGAACUGACGGCCGCUGAAGCUCCUCCAGCCAUGGCCUCCCCCCGCCCCUCGUCUCCCGACUUCCACGACAAGAAAUAUAUGAUGUUCACCAGAAACAAUGUCCAGAGAGCUGUCAGGAACAUGAGGAAUACUGGUGUUCUGGGGUCCUAUUUGGGUGUCCCUUGGUGGAGACAGGUGGAAAUUGGGAGUCAGUUAAGAGAUAAGGGACAACUGGUGGAGGAAUAUGUCACCUACUUCAUGGACCACGACCCACUAGCCUCCUGGAGAUCAGUUAUUGUUGUUCUUGAUAGGAUGAAAAGGUUUGGAGAGAAAGAGGCUGCAGAUAAGAUACGACAUCUGGCGGAGUCUGUCACAGACCCCACACUCACUAUCAACAACCUCCGUCGCGUCACCUCUUCAGUCCAGGACUGGUAUUAUCUGGGGCACUAUGACUCUGGUCUUGGUGUUCCUCGUCCUGUGCUGUAUGAGAUCAGGAGGAUCCUGCCCUGACAGAGGAGGAGAAGAAAAACAAAGGUCCUACUCUACUUCCUCCACAAUGCCCCGAUGGCCUCCUGGGAGAGAGUUGCAGGAGCACUGUACUCCAUGGAGGAGGAGAGGGCAUUACAGGCAGUGAAGGAGUUCCUGCGAGUCUCACCAGGUUAGUCCUCUGUGUCGUCAUAACCUCGCCGUCCCUAGCAGCAGCUAUGUUCUCCCGUGGUUACCGUGACCUUUGACCUUCAGUAGGAAUCGUUCCGUUUUCCGUUUGCCGUUUUCCGCUUUCCGCUUUCCGCGGCUGUAUAUAGUUUUGCCUCGUGUAUCCUUUCGUCCCGACUGUCCCGUCCAACGCGGUCCGAGUCGUUUAUGCGCCUUGACUGCCGCCGACGGCAGCGAUUAGCGUUCGAGUUCUUUAGCGAUCUGGGGUUACGCCUACUUUAAAAAAACGCGUCCCAGGGCUUCUCCUUGUCGUGAGGAGGCGGCCUAGAGAACGAAAAACGCGUUUGAGAAAACGGAAGGCGUUCCAGCGAGGCUGGCUUUCUUCGAGGAAAAGCGGCACUUCGACUCCGCGUGGUAUAUACGCGCACGGUAUGUAUAUACGGAACGGAACGGUAUGCGUACGAUGUGGAACGCCGUUCGUUAACGUUACACCCCAGUUUAGUGUGUUAUGGUAGCAAUCGUUACUUGCAUGAAGCACAAAGACUUGCCUGGCGUUGUCAACAACCAGCAGCUUGUUACACAAGAAUUUCUCUCUCCUGUUGUGUUCCCAGAGGCCAGUCUCACUCCAGAGAACCUCUCCACAGUUCUAGACAUCAUGAGUGACGCUCUGUGGAGGAGGUUUGGUGAACUUGCCAACAUACCAGGUCUGAGUUGGACAGGAUCAAGGCACAGUGUACCAGUGACAGAGAGUGCAAACAGGCCCUCAUUCUCUCCUUCAUCUCCUCACAUCCAGCACCAUCCUGGACUCUGGUGGCAAGGGCUCUCUACAUGACUGAGGGUGACGAGGGUGACGGCAGUAGUCUCAGAGCAUUGG